GGGGCCAGCGUCGCCCCGCCCCGCCCCGUCCUGCCCCGCCCUGUUCGCGCGUCCGUUGUCUGGCCUCCGGUCACGUGAUAGCAGCGCAGGUGAGCGCCGCUUCCGGAGUCGGGCGCUUGGAUCGCGGCCGGCUCCGGCUUCCACUUGGUCGGUUGCGCGGGAGACUAUGGCGUCCUCCUCGGUGCCACCAGCCACGGUAUCGGCGGCGACAACAGGCCCCGGCCCAGGUUUCGGCUUCGCCUCCAAGACCAAGAAAAAGCAUUUCGUGCAGCAGAAGGUGAAGGUGUUCCGGGCGGCCGACCCGCUGGUGGGUGUGUUCCUGUGGGGCGUAGCCCACUCGAUCAAUGAGCUCAGCCAGGUGCCUCCCCCGGUGAUGCUGCUGCCAGAUGACUUUAAGGCCAGCUCCAAGAUCAAGGUUAACAAUCACCUUUUCCACAGGGAAAAUCUGCCCAGUCAUUUCAAGUUCAAGGAGUAUUGUCCCCAGGUCUUCAGGAACCUCCGUGAUCGAUUUGGCAUUGAUGACCAAGAUUACUUGGUGUCCCUUACCCGAAACCCCCCCAGCGAAAGUGAAGGCAGUGAUGGUCGCUUCCUUAUCUGCUACGAUCGGACUCUGGUCAUCAAAGAAGUAUCCAGUGAGGACAUUGCUGACAUGCAUAGCAACCUCUCCAACUAUCACCAGUACAUUGUGAAGUGCCAUGGCAACACGCUUCUGCCCCAGUUCCUGGGGAUGUACCGAGUCAGUGUGGACAAUGAAGACAGCUACAUGCUUGUGAUGCGCAAUAUGUUUAGCCACCGUCUUCCUGUGCACAGGAAGUAUGACCUCAAGGGUUCCCUAGUGUCCCGGGAAGCCAGCGAUAAGGAAAAGGUUAAAGAAUUGCCCACCCUUAAGGAUAUGGACUUUCUCAACAAGAACCAGAAAGUAUAUAUUGGUGAAGAUGAGAAGAAAAUAUUUCUGGAGAAGCUAAAGAGAGAUGUGGAGUUUCUAGUGCAGCUGAAGAUCAUGGACUACAGCCUUCUGCUAGGCAUCCACGACAUCAUUCGGGGCUCUGAACCAGAGGAGGAAGGGCCUGUGCGGGAGGAUGAGUCAGAGGUGGAUGGAGACUGCAGCCUGACUGGACCUCCUGCUCUGGUGGGCUCCUAUGGCACCUCCCCAGAGGGUAUCGGAGGCUACAUCCAUUCCCAUCGGCCCCUGGGCCCAGGAGAGUUUGAGUCCUUCAUUGAUGUCUACGCCAUCCGGAGUGCUGAAGGAGCCCCCCAGAAGGAGGUCUACUUCAUGGGCCUCAUUGAUAUCCUUACACAGUAUGAUGCCAAGAAGAAAGCAGCUCAUGCAGCCAAAACUGUCAAGCAUGGGGCUGGGGCAGAGAUCUCUACUGUCCAUCCAGAGCAGUAUGCUAAGCGAUUCCUGGAUUUUAUUACCAACAUCUUUGCCUAAGAGACUGCCUGGUUCUCUCUGAUGUUCAAGGUGGUGGGGUUCUGAGACGCUUGGGGGAAUUGUGGGGAUAUUCUAGCCACCACUUCUCUUCUUCCUUUGCUAAAUUCAGGCUGCAGGCUCCUUCCAUCCAGAUAACUCCAUCCUGUCGAGUAGGCUCUUUCUGACCCUCAGAAAUACAUUGUCCUUUUUCCCCUUUGCCCAUUUUUCUUCCCUCUCUCCCUCCCCACAAGAAGUCUGCUUGUAGUAUUAGAAUGUUAUUGUUGACUCUCUCCCAAGUGCCUUGAUCUUUGUAAUAUCUCCUGUUGUUUCUGUGAUAUAGGAGCUAGGGAAAGGGGGUUGUUUGCCAUCUUCAGGACCUGACUGGACAGAUGGACCUGGCUCGAGCAACUACUCUGGAUGCACUUUGCUGUGUGGGAUGAACUAAAAGUGUCUGAAUUUUGCUGAUAACUUUAUAAAACUCACUAUGGCAUGCUUCCCUCCUGAUAGGCCCUAGGAUGGAUGACAGUCAAGAUACUACAGAUGUGGGUGCAGGCAUGCACACACACGAUGGAAUAUGGCCAUUCCUACACAGAUAGGGUAGAGAGUGGGUCAGCAGCCUGGCACCUCACAGAGGUGGGACCUAAGAGGACUCGUGAUUAUGCAGAGAAUUGGAUUGGGUCUCUGUCAAAGAUUGAGUAAUCUCUUCCCUCACCUCAAUUCCAUCUCCACCCAUCUCUACAUCUGGGCACAGGAGCCCAGAGAUGGCCAAAAGCAUUCAAGCCUGGGGGAAGAUGUUUGACUAUUGCUGCUCUUCACCAGAACCUCACACCUCUCCUGGGACUGGAACCCUUCAGUGGGUGUGUGGUCAGUUUUGGAGGCUGGGAUGAUGGGCCAGGGUGUAAGAUUCAUUCUCCAUGUAAAGUUUCCUUUCAUCCUGCCUAGCCAUCCCCAAGGUUUAUUUCCAGAAGAAAGGAAUAUCUCUACUUGGAUCAAUUCUGGUCAUUUCAAGAGGAUGAAGGCCUCAAGUGUGGGAACUUCCCCUACUCCCUGGAUGUGUGUGCCUAGCACACUUCUUCUCCCAUCCCUUUUUCCAGUUGGAUUUGUUUUUCUGUUCUCUUCUGUCCUGUCUUAUACUGCAACUGUGUCUCCUAGGGGACAGAUGGCCUUCUUUGUCAUCUUCACUCUCCACCCCCAGAGAGGAGUCAGAGCCAUAACUCAAUCACUCAGCCCCUCCAAAGAUAGUUGAGUUGAUGUGUGAUAUUCUCAUAAUGUUGAGAACCCCGAUGAGAUACAUUGUCUUCCUCUCCCUACAAUGCCUCUGGGGCCAAGGCACCCAUUCUUCUUGCUAUUCUCCAUCCCCCUUGAGGCUUCCACUUUUUUUUUUUUUUUAAACAUAAAGAUGGGCACCAGCAACUGGCCUGUGGUGAUGCAAAGCUGCUUUGCUGUGUAUCUGGCUGGACUGAUCUGUCUCACAAGAAGCCAUGAGGCCAUAGGGAGAAGCUCCCUCUCCCCUUCAUCUUCUGCUCCAAAGGUGGUGGCAAGAGGAGUACCCAGUUAGGGGUUGGAGCCCCCAUAUAACAUCUUCCUGUCAGAAGACUGAUGGAUCUUUUUCAUUCCAACCAUCUCCCUUUCCCCCGAUGAAUGCAAUAAAACUCUGUGACACCAGCAACCAUUGUUCUUUAGAAAUAGGUUUUCUGAUCACAUGGCUGAUGUGUUAUGGGCAAUAUGGAUGUCUUCAUUUGUUGCUUCUGUUUUUCAUCCUUUUUGUUUUAUUAAUAAAAAUUUAUGUAUUUGCUCCCAUUACUAUCAUAAUACAGGGAAUAAAUUAUUCAAUCCAAA
Pongo pygmaeus (Bornean orangutan) is the source of this 3250-nucleotide messenger RNA. RefSeq names its product phosphatidylinositol-5-phosphate 4-kinase type 2 gamma (gene PIP4K2C). Gene Ontology annotation, molecular function: 1-phosphatidylinositol-4-phosphate 5-kinase activity; 1-phosphatidylinositol-5-phosphate 4-kinase activity. Lineage: Eukaryota; Metazoa; Chordata; Mammalia; Primates; Hominidae. The record is from RefSeq and is a predicted model, not a curated record. Gene Ontology annotation, cellular component: plasma membrane. Gene Ontology annotation, biological process: phosphatidylinositol phosphate biosynthetic process. The transcript has 10 exons. The coding region runs from base 167 to 1432 and encodes 421 amino acids.